AUGAUUGAAGGUAUUAUGGCGUGGAUGUAGAUGUAAGUGUUUUUCGGCAAGCUGUCUGCUCGGUUCGGCAUUGGGGCAAUCCGUUGUCUUCGCCUGCCCCUCCAAACACUGGUGUAUCCCAUUAAGGGAUCUGGGGGGAGUGGUUAUAUCUGCGUGCCCAGGCGGGGCCAGGACUGAAGGCAUUCCCCCAGACGGCGGUCCCUGUGGGGGUCACCCUAUUUGAUGUAACUCUUAGGAACCCCCAUCUGGAUUGAACUAUGCGUCACUUCUGGCGGGUGGGCUGGAAAUAUUUUGAUUGCCCCAUGCCCAAGCCAAACCUCUUUCAUCUGUAAAGUGGUACCUCGGGUUACCUAAUUAGUUUCGUUAUUGUGCCAUAGGAAUGCUAUUGUAGGUGUGACUCCCUAUUUCAUGUUUGAUUACAGAUGGCCACAACCUCCAAGCAGCCAGCUCCCUAAGCCUUCCCUCAUUUUCACAAUGCUUCAUCUCUUCAUACAAAUGGGACCACCCAUCACAGUCUCUUCAAGCUACUACAGAAACAGACGUGCCUCAUUACGCCUGGAAAUUAGCUUACGAAAAAGUGCACCUGACAGGACUUCUGGUCCUUCUACAGAAUGGUGACUGAAGCCAAGGCAAUUUAGACUUACCAGAAAUGUAAGUAAAUAAAAAAAGUCCAUAGAUUCAUAGAAAUGUAGAGUUGGAAGGGGCUCCAAGAAUAAUCUAGUCAAUGCCCUGCAAUGCAGGAAUCUCAACCAACCAGUCUCUUCUUACCUUAGCAAAUGUGCGAUUAGUUGUGUUAAUUCUCAGUUCCAGUAAGGUUAAAUUUGGUUUUUCAUAGCUGCGCAAAGAGAGGAGCUUGAGCUCUUAUGGUUUUUGAAUUUUAUAACACUGAGAAGCAGGAAUUUACAUAAUAAUGCGGAGUCUUCUUCAGUAAAAGAAUAAAAGCUUUACUGAGUUAAAAUAAACUUAUUUGCAAAUAACAGCAUAAUGAACAGAAGAUUAAACUAGCUUCAGAGCAUACACAGAGUUUCCAUUGAGCACAGGCUUGGCAGAGCACAGGAUCCACCACACACACUGAGACUCUCUCUCUCUCUCUCUCUCUCUCUCACACACACACACACACACACACACACACACAGACACAGACACUGAGUCUGCCUGCAAGCAGAUACAAUAUUUAUACAGAGAAUGAGUCAUCCUAAAGAUAAGUCACAGUGAUUCAGCAUGCUAAAUGAUUCUGCAGCUUUUCAGCAUUUCACAACAUUUCUAGACUCCUCAUCUUCUUCCUUUACAGCUUCUGCUCUCAAAUACCUUUGUCACAUGACACAGCCUUCCCCCUUUCCCAAUUUUAUCGUACUAUUUAGUUGUAAGAUGUAGUGAAAAUAGAGUAGAAUCAGAAAUAUGCAAUUCAGCUACAAUAUGCAAUUCCGGAGCCCCGUUCGCAUUCUGAGCAGAACACAACCUGCGUCUCCGCAGGCUGUGAUCCGCUGCUUCUGCGCGUGCGUGUGACCUCAUUUUGAGCAUCUGCGCAUGCGCGAGCGGCGAAACCCGGAAGUAACCCGUUCCUUUAUUUCCAGGUCACCGCGGAAUGCAACCUGAGAACGCUCAACCUGAAGCGACUUUAACCCAAGGUAUGACUGUAUGUGACGCUAACAGGUUUUCAGGUGAUUUAGUAAUUUGUAGAUAAAUACACGGUGAAUGAGUAUUAUGGCAUGGUCCCCCAUUACCCAUGUGGAAAGAAGUUCUAGAGGCAGUGAUAUUAGGUAGGGUUUGGUUUCCAGAGGUAGAAUCCAACAGCAUUGGCUCUCACCUGGCAAUCCCACAUCACAUCCCCUGAAAGAGGCACUUUGUAGUGUAUCCCAAAAUGCUUCCAAACUUCAGCUCCCCAUUCUCCCCACCCUCCUUGUUGAGUGUUGUGUUCGCGCUGCAGAAGUUCAGUCAAACGGUUAGGUUCAAUGUAGGAAACAACUGUGUAGCAGAGAGAGCUCUUACUUCGGGGGCAAAAACACACACACUAUAUAUACACACAUUCUUUGCAGUUGUUACAAGAAGUCUUCACUCUCUGAAGACAAGAGAGCGUUUUGGCUUAUAAAGUACAGUGGUACCUCAGGUUAAGAACUUAAUUUGUUCUGGAGGUCCGUUCUUAACCUGAAACUGUUCUUAACUUUAGCUAAUGGGGCCUCCUGCUGUCGCCGUGCCGCCGUGGUGCUAUUUCUGUUCUCAUCCUGAAGCAAAGUUCUUAACCCGAGGUACUAUUUCUGGGUUAGUGGAGUCUGUAACCUGAAGCGUCUGUAACCUGAAGUGUCUGUAACCCGAAGUACACUUUUACUUGCUGAGGCAAACUCCACAGAGCAAGUGCAAAUUCCAGUGGCUAACAAAGUCCUGCAAGUGCCAGAGCUCUCAGUCUAGAAGACCUUAACAAUUCAGCUGUGAAAUGAAACCAGCCUGCUUUACAAACAAAUAAAUGAUGAUCAUACAUUACUAAUGUUGUACAUCCCCACAAUGAAUGUUGGAAAAACAAUAUGUCUACUUGGCUAGUUACUGUGGGAAAAACUAAGAAAAUAUUAAAUAGCAUGUGAUUUCAUGUAACUAUGAAUGCUCUGUUUUCUAUUUUCCAGGUAAACAGUGGGGGGGAAGCAUCAAAACUGAGGAAAAACUCACUUGAUUCAUUUGUUUCAUUGGCAUACGCUUCGUGCUUCAGAUCAGGAAACCAUGAGCUGGAUUAGUUUUACUUAUUUGGAAGAAUACCUGAGCUUUGUGGUUCACCCUCUGUGGAUAUUCCUGCUUCCGAUUUUGAUUUAUUCAUAUUGGUUAUCUUUUUAUUUUGUUGGCUGUGUUAUCUCAUUUUACUUCAAUGCUUACAAGAAGAUGAAUAACCACCAAGGAAAUGAUUUUUAUAGCAAAUUUUGGGACAAGCCAAGGCAUGCUUUGGGUUGAUUUGUAGAGCUAGUUGGAAAGAUAUGGCAUGGUGAGUACAUGUUCCUUUCAUACCAAUAAUUCCAAUUUAUGAGCCAAUAUAAUUUCAUAGGACUGAGCAUCAGAAUUUCAGGUUUGAAGCACUGGAACAAUAGUUGCCACAGGGCAUUAGGGCUGGACCUCUAAACCCACCUCAGGGUCACAACAGCUUCAAUUUCUGGUUGGCUCCAUAAGAAUCAAAACACAGGCAUGGGUAUUUAUAUACGUAAUAAACAAUGAUAAAAGAAAAAAACUUUUUAUGAGGUAUGAAAUCAAGACAUAUUACAGAAGGGUCGGUUGGUGGCUGCAUAAACACCAUACAGUGGUACCUCGCAAGACGAAUGCCUCGCAAGACAAAAAACUUGCUAGACGAAAGGGUUUUUUGUUUUUUGAGCUGCUUCGCAAGACGAUUUUCCCUAUGGGCUUGCUUCGCAAGACGGAAACGUCUUGUAAGUUUGUUUCCUUUUUCUUAACACCGUUAAUACAGUUGCGACUUGACUUUGAGGAACAACUCCUAGAACGCGGUGUGGUAGCCUUUUUUGAGGUUUUUUAAGACUUUGGUGAUUUUUGAAGCUUUUCCAAAACUUUCCUGACACCGUGCUUUGCAAGACAAAGACAAUUAAUUUCAUCUUGCGAGGCACCACUGUACAUUUAAUCACAUUUAAAGCAUGCCUCUUCUCCAAAAGAAACCUGGAGAAUGUUGUUUACACCUCACAGAGACACAAUUAGCAAAGCCCUUUGAAAAUAGUUACAUGGAUUGUGGAAAGGGAGAGGGAUUGGCUUUAUGUGUGCACUGGGUACACAGCCAAUGUGAUUAAUAUACAGUGGUGCCUCGCAAGACGGAAUUAAUUCGUUCCGCGAGUUUUUUCGUCUUGCGGUUUUUUUCGUCUUGUGAAGCACGGUGUCGGAAAAGUUUUGGAAAAGCUUCAAAAAUCACCAAAGUCUUCAAAAACCUACAAAAAGGCUACCACACCGCGGGCUCGGAGUUGCUCCUCGACGUCAAGUCGCAACGGUAGGGACGGUUUUAAGAAAAAGGAAACAAACUUGCAAGACGUUUCCGUCUUGCGAAGCAAGCCCAUAGGGAAAAUCGUCUUGCGAAGCAACUUAAAAAACCAAAAACCCUUUCGUUUUGCGAGUUUUCUGUCUUGCGAGGCAUUCGUCUUGCGUGGGACUUUGUGGGAGUGAUUUUCCUGAGCAUGAUAAACCACAAGGUAGCUCUGAAACAUAAACAUUGGAAUUUGCCAGCACAGGAUGUGGUGAUGGCUACUCUUUAGAGGGACACUGCGAGAAACAGGAUGGUGGACUAUAGAGGCCUUUGGCCUGAUCAGCAGGACUCUUCCUAUAUUCUGAAUGCUUCCUAGAGGACUUUUAUUUCUUUAGGAGUUGAUGUACAAAUCCAGAAUACACUACUAAAACCAAGUCUGGGCCAUAAGCAUGAGACCCUGUAACUACUUAUGACAUGAUUGGGGUGCAUCUGUCAUGGAAACAGCUUGGUAAGUGAUUCAGAAAAUGGUCUGAAGAUGCCUGAAGUUGGAACUCUUAGGGAGAGGGGAUAAAUGUACUCCAGGCCUUGGAUAGUUUUUUCCCAAAGCAAUCCUGUGCAGAAGGGUAAUACUGCCCUUAAAAUAAAAUUUAAAAAUCUCCAAAACAUUUAUCAUAAUAAUGCUUAAAGCUAAAAGUAGAUUAAAACAGAAAAUAGCUCAAUCAAAGACUGUGCCUGGAAGAAAGCAUGGAAGGAACAUUCCAUGAGAGGAGAAAUUCCCCUUCCUGCCAUUAAUUCUGGGAGGACCACAGAGAAAGUCCUGUUACAUGUGGAUGACAGCCAGUAUCUAGAAAGCUGAAGGAUAUAGCAGAGAUUUUUACCUAAAUUUCAGUUUUUUGAACCACAUUGAUUUUCCCCAGUAAAAUUUUUUGAUAUUUUAUUUACCUUUCAACAAAGUAGUAUUAUUUGUUUCAUUUUAUUUUCAGGUUAUGAAAUUUAUGGCAUGGAACAUCUCCCUAAAGGACCAGGAAUUGUUAUUUAUUAUCACUCAAGUGUUCUUGUCGGCUAUACCUUAUUUGUGACAAAAGCUUUUACAGAGAAAGGGAAACUGUGCCAUUCAGUAAUUGAUCGUGCCCUGUAUGGGAUCCCCGGUAAUUUAUUUAUAUUUAAAUUAUGUAUUUUUACAUUAAACAUGUGUUAAAUAUGACAUAAAACAAUGCUCUGAUAUAUAAAACAGUGUAUCAGGCAAGCAGGAAAAAACCACAGAUAAAUAAAAUAGCAGCAGCAGGUGAAAAAGUAACUUAGUGGAGGGGAAGGUUAUUUCUCACCACGCCCCUGAAAUUAAACAGAUUGAACAAAGGAUGAAUAAUUAUUUCCAAUUUCUUUCUUCAGGGCAUUUUUUAACAGAAAACACACCAGAAGGAAGACUCAGGGCACAGUAUUAUGAAGAAAAUGUCAUAUUUAUUAAGUAUAACAGUCUAAAGGAUCUUUAAAUCAAAUUAAACUAGCCAAAUCAAAAUACAGUUAGGCAGGAGAAAACAGAUCACUCCCCUUUCCUGGCCAUGUUUACAGGCAACAUUGCCUCAGAGUAAAGGACUGGAAGGAAUAUGUCCUCCUUGUUCCUAGAAUCGUGGGCGCGUGACUUGACGAGCCGAAACCGAUGUGAAUGUCAAGCCAAAUGACCCAAUGCAAGGCCGAGCAUGGCUCUGUCAAUAUUAUAUUGGCCUCUAAACUUCAUACUCCAAAGGUCUACAUCAGGCAUAGGCAAGCUCGGCCCUCCAGAUGUUUUAGGACUACAACUCCCAUCAUCCCUAGCUAACAGGACCAGUGGUCAGGGAUGAUGGGAACUGUAGUCUCAAAACUUCUGGAGGGCCGAGUUUGCCUAUGCUUGGUCUACAUCAUCCAAAUGAAUUUACAAUGGGGGUUGAAUAAUUUCAAUUGCAAGUAUAUAGCAGCACAUUCCCAGGACAAAAUCAUUCCUUGGGGCUGGUAUCACCACCCGCCACAAUUCUACAUUAUUAUUCCAUAUUAUCUUCGUCAGUACUCUAAGGAGUUGCUUUGAUGUUAUGAGGAUAUGCAAUCUAUCAUUUUGUGAGGUUUUUGAAUAAAUCUUAUCAGGUUAUACAGUGGUACCUUGGGUUACAUACGCUUCAGGUUACAGACUCCGCUAACCCGGAAAUAGUACCUCGGGUUAAGAACUUUGCUUCAGGAUUAGAACAGAAAUCUUUAUUAAUAUCCCACAUAUACAUAUAUACAUAGAUAACAAUCAUACAAAGCAAAAGCAAUACAAAUAAAGAAAAGGGUAAAAAAAAGGAAAAAAGAAAGAAACGAAAAAUACAAUAUAUUACAAUUAAAUAACAAAUUAAAAUGUAAAACUACCAAUCAUUCUCAUUAUAUUGCUUAUAUUGUCUAUAUUUUCUUGCCCAGGUUUAUAUUAUGUUAUUAUGUUAUUAGAAGCCUAGCUCUUUGUUGGUGGUAUAUUGCUUCAAUUCCAUUUCUAAAUUUUACUCCUAGUCCCUUUAUUUCUGUCUGUUUUUUCAUAAAAUACCAGGAAACAUUGUCAAAGGCCUUCUCCGCAUCAAGUAAUAACAAGGCUGCCUUUUUAUCACUUUUAGUUUCUAGAUAUUCCAAAAUAUCGACAAUGUUUCUGGUAUUUCCCGAAAUUUGUCUUCCUGCGAGAAACCCUGUCUGGUUUGGAUGAAUGAUUUCUCUGAUGGCUUUUUUAAGCCUGCUUGCCAAUAUAUUGGCAAAGAGUUUGUAAUCACUGUUUAAUAGUGAUAUUGGCCUAAACUGUGAUUGCAGGUGAACAUUAACUGACCUCAAAACGUCUACAAGAAUGCCAUUUUUUACUCCAGUAAUCUCAAGGCUACCAUGAAGAAAUUUCAUGCUUUCUUGUACAAUAGUCUACAUUCUUCCUCAGGGAUGAAAAAAUGGGGGGAAUCUGGAUAAUGUGUCAUUAGAUUUCUCCACUACGUCUACAGGUUCUCAUAUAAUAAUUGCUGCUGCCUUUAAUGCCAGAAUAGAACAAGGUGUAAAAAAACCUGGGUCCCCAACUUGAUGAUCCCCUCAAUCAAUCACUAAUAAAGAUGGAUGUCGUACUGGGAAGAACAAUGCAAAGAAUGGAAUCCUGUUUGGGAGCCUGUUCACUAGUAAACCACCUGUGAAAAAGUUCGCUGUAUUCAUACACCACUUGGGAUGGGGUGGGAGCUACAGCUAAGGAAAAGAGCAGAAGCCCACAUACAUGCCCACGGCUCUCAUAGCAACGCCAACCCAUUAAAAAAUGGUCAAUCAAGCUCUCCCACGCACAGUUUUUAUGCCCCCAAGUGACACUGCAAGCAGAUACAUGAGGCAUCCUUGCUGCACAGUGUACAUGGUCCUCCACUGCCCCCCCCAUCAUCAAACAGCAGCCACCCCAGGAAACAUACGUCAAUUUUAAAAAUAAAGCAAAAGAAGUGAGGUCAGAGCCCAAACAGGCCCAGUAGCACAGAGAGCUCUGUUGGGGGACAUUCCACUGGGUAAAUUAAUGGAGCAUCUAACCCCCUGUCUGGGUGAAAAGAUGGGCUUCUGCUGGUGGAGGCAGGUUUCCACCAGCUGCUUCCUCUCUGUUCUCUCUCUCUCUCUCUCUCUCUCUCUCUCUCUCUCUCUCUCUAUCUGUGUGAAUGUCCACUGUAUCCAAAACCCAUGCAGCCUAUAGGGAUUGAAGACUUGUAUUAUCCAGCAAGGCACUAUGGGCUGUAUUUUUAUCAUGAUGCAAACUAGAAUAUCAAUCUGUUGUACUACGGACUUGAGGAACACUUGCCCAAAAUGUGCUCACCUCAGCACGCAGUCUCACUCUGUGUGCUUUCCAAAAAAACGGCUAUUGCCAGAACACGUGAAGAAAAGAGAAACUAGCAUAAAGUCCCCCUUCCAUGAAAUCCUAGUUGAUCCGUAAUAGAGCAAUAUCUUUGGAAUAAUGACACUUGUAUGACACUUGUAUAGUAUCCACACUAUUUCCUCAUUAAGAGUUGUGUAAAAUGCAUUUUUCUGUUUGGGGCUUACUUUUUUAGGGCUCAAGAUGUUUUAUGAUGUUAUCUUAUUGAGAGAUUUCACAAAUGCUGAAUGUUUGGAAAUUCUGAAGAAAGGCCAUUUACUGGGCAUUGCCCCUGGUGGAUCUAGAGAAGCAAACUUUAGUACUGACUACAGCUUAAUGUGGGGUAACCGCACAGGUUUCGCUCGGCUAGCUUUGGAGGCGAAAGUGGUGAGUGAUCUUUGGGCAAUUUGCAUUGCCCUCACAAUUAUCCUGGAUAUGACGUACUGUGUUGACAGCCUUGAUCUAGCAUCCUCCAUAGCUAAGGAUGGCAAAUAUCCUGUUUUGGAGUCAAAUGAUAUCUGGAGAGCUAUGGAUUUCCCACCCCUGCUUUUUAAAAAAGCCACUGAAAUCAAUAACGUUUAAUAAGAAAAAUGGCUGUCAGGAAAUUGGAGGCAGAGAAGGGGGAGAGAAUGGGGACUUACAGAGAUAGGCCUCCAUUACUUAGCAGCUGUACUUCCUCGGACGAGGAGGGUGACGAAGGGCUGUCAGGAAGCAAUGAAUCAGAGAGGGGGGAGCGGCUUCCGGGGCCCAGCCACUCUCAUAACAGAGGAAGGAAAGGGGGUGGGUUCAGGAAGUGGUUAUGCUGGAAGAAAGCGAAAGCUUCUCCAGUCUCUGCAACUGACUCUCCAUGAUGCAGGCUGACUCUCAGAGCUCCGUGUAAAUAGCAGAAAGAAACCAAUAAAUCUUGUAAAUAUGGCUGGUUUCCCGGACUCUUAUCUCUUCUAGCACUCACCAGUCAUCCCUGACAAUGGCCUUUACCCCCUUUUUCUCUCUUCAAUUCCUGAAAAUCUGGGCAACAACUUGUGAAGUUUCUUCAUCUGAGAUAUUUGAAUAGAUAUUUUGAAGCCUGUUGUAUAAUUUAUGACUUGCUUCUCAUAAUAAUCCCAGAUGUGAAGCAUUCUUCUUUGUCCUUAACAAAAAUAAAGGUGGGGUGGUCAGGGCGAAGUAAUUAUCCAGUUCUCGCCUGUCUUUCAUUUUUGUUUCAUCUUUCAUUCUUCUAGCCCAUCAUCCCAAUAUUUACACAAAACAGUUGUGAAGCAUACAGGAGCUUGGGAAAGACAAGUGAGUUAAAUAUCUUAUGUUUCUUGGUUGAGCAAGAGAUCCAAUUUCAGGCAAUAUACAUUUUAAUAAUAGACUAUUUUUUUAAAAAAACCCAAUUAUCUUUUUCCUACCUACCAGCAGAGUUUAUUCCAUGGACACUUAUCUGUGCUGCCUGCCUCAGUAUUGAGUAAAUAUGCCUUUGUUUAGUUUUCUAUUAGAUUUAAAACAAAGCUGUAAUCUAUAAGAGCGGUAGGAAGCCCAACAUAGACAGGAACAGAUCAGGAAACAAACCAUAUUUUGCAGUCUAUUGUACAACUUAUGAUCCCAAUUGCCAAGAGAUGAGAAGAGCUGAUUGAGUAUGUUGCAUAUCUUUUCCCAAGCACUCAUAUUAUUUAACUCUUCCUCCUUGGGAUGGAUUGAUUGCAAUUGCUUAACAGAAUGCUAACUAAGGUCCAAUUUGAUAUGCGGUCACUUUAUUUUACAGGGCUGACAAAAUGUGUUGGGUUGAAAUCACGACAGACGAAUGGUGGGUGUCAAAGGAGAGACGUCUGCCCGGGGCAAGCCCCGGGAACUCUCUUUUAUUGAAUAUUACAAACAUUGCCACAGGUGUGCUUGUGGCUGAUUGGCUGAUACAAACACAAAGCAUCUUGUUGCUGAUUGGUUAACAUAGGUACAAGGCGGGAAUAACAUAUUACAUUAAUCACUGAUAGUUCAAAAGACUGGGAACGGAGCUGGAACUAGACAGGCAUGAAUCCUCCUAAUUAAAUUAUAACUAAGAUUAAUAUAACAUGACUAAAACAAUUACUAAUGAUUGAUCAUAAGUGAAAGGUCCGUAUAUGUGGUCAGCUAUGCAUUGAGAACAGAGCAUGUUGUUUUUUGUACAUGAACUCAGAAUGAACUGAAGAAUGAAAGAAUGUCUGGGUGUGCUGAGCUCGGUGUGUUUGGAACAGUAUGUGCAGGGCAGAAGCGAGACUUCCCAGAAUCCAAGAGGAAAGGAGCAAGAGUUCUCAUAGUGAGCAUAGAAAGAUUUCAUAGUAAGAUUUCCCACAAUGCCACAUUAUGUGCAGUAAGAGAAACUGCAGAAAGAAAACUUCCCUUCACAUAUGAGAAAACUCGAUGUGUACUCCUUCCCUCUUAUGGAGCGUUCCCAGUGAAAUUGAGGACAUAUGUUGGAGAACCCAUCCCAUAUGAUCCAAAUAUAACUGCCACAGAGCUGGCUGAAAAAGUAAGUGAACCCUACACUUGGAAGUAAAGAAGCAGAAUAUUUUUUCCCUCUUUGUUUCUCUCUCUUUCAGUUCUAAAUUGUAUUCUGCAUACAGUGGUACCUCAGGUUACAGAUGCUUCAGGUUACGCAUUUUCGGGUUGUGUACCACACCGAACCCGGAAGUACCGGACUGGGUUACUUCUGGGUUUCGGCGCUUGCGCUUUGCACAUACGCAGAAAUGCCGAAUCGCGACCCGUGCGUGCACAGAUGCGGCGCUGCGGGUUGCAAAUGUUGCGGGUUGCAAAAGUGCCUCCUGCACAGAUCACGUUCGCAACCCGAGGUUCCACUGUAUUCACUUCCUCAUUCUAUACGACCAGAGAUAGGGUUCAUUAUAUACACUUUUGUGCAUUAUUUUCCUCGCUCAGUUUUCCCUCUUCUUAACUUGUUCAGACUAAUUGAAUGGGAGAAACUAUGCAUUUUAUCUAGUGCAGCACAAAGAGAGAGCUGCUCACACAAUGGAACUUUUUCUCCCCCACUAUGGGCCCCAGAACUGGGUCCCAGAGGGUCCCUCUAAGUCACCCCAGUGCCAAUUUUUGAGGGUGGUGAGAGGGCUGAAGAGGAAGACAAUUCAUUGUACAUGUGGAUGUGGGUUGCAUGAGCCGAACUGCACUGUUGGAUACAGCUCUCUUUAACAGCCAUGAUUCCAAUCAUGCUUGUGCACUAUCAAUCUCCUAAAUGGGAUGCUGUUUCACAGAAGACAAUUUUAAACACAGGUGCCAUCUCUAUGAUAAACUCUGCUAUUACAUUAUAAUGUGACAAUAACUCAUUCUUAAAGAUUGCUGUUGGUUAGGGCGUUCUAAGGUCAACAAUUUUGGGGCCUUCCUAAAUGAGAAAACCAGGGUAAACAUGAAUACAAUGGGCUGGUUUCACAGAGAGAUGAGCGGUUGUACUGUAGAGUUUGCUGGUCCUGGCUCCUCUUGCUCAACCCUCCAUGCCUAAAAAGCCGCUCUUGAGUGUUGAUACACAAGGCCUCUCACGAAACACAUCUCUGAAUACAAAUGACUGGAUUUACAUUUGCAGCAUCGUCCCUCAAAAUAAAUUCAGUUGCUUACAUUUACAUUUUUGCUGGAAAGAAGAAGAUUCUGGAUGCCACAGAUUCUGAUGCCUUUAGCAUUUUCCCCACUGAUAUUAAUAACUGUGAAUAUCUAUUUUGCAACAACAUAAUGUAGUCCUUUGUUUUUCUUUCAACAGGCAAAGACUGCACUUGAAAAUCUUCGGGAUAGACACCAAAAAAGGCCAGGAAAUAUAUUAAGAGCUCUUUUAGAACGAUUUGAUAAGCAUGACAAAGCCAACUAG
Messenger RNA from Podarcis lilfordi (Lilford's wall lizard), 11604 nucleotides. Lineage: Eukaryota; Metazoa; Chordata; Lepidosauria; Squamata; Lacertidae. The record is from the annotation of a GenBank genome assembly.